Molecule: messenger RNA, 1737 nt
Organism: Scheffersomyces coipomensis
Lineage: Eukaryota; Fungi; Ascomycota; Pichiomycetes; Serinales; Debaryomycetaceae
Exons: 1
Coding region: 326-1318 (330 amino acids)
Source: RefSeq, a predicted model, not a curated record
GUUUUCUCUCUGAUCGCGCCGUCGCUCAAUUAAUUUCAUUAACUACUUUUCUCACUAAAUUUUAAGCGCAACAACCUAAGAAAAAUAAUUGAGAUUUGGGGGCAGGCAGGGAGGGAGGGAGGGAGAGAGGAGUAGAAAAGUUUGAGGAGGGACUACCUCAGUAAAUUAAAGGAAAAAAAAUAGGCACACGGUACGUCAAAUUAUAUUAAUUAUAACCUAACCCAAUCCAACCCAACCACUUGUAAUAAUCCAACCCAAGAGGGGAACCGAAACAAGCCUCCGUUUACGAAUACCCCAUGAUACUAUGUGUCAUUACUACUAAUCUAUGAUGACAGAUCAAUUACAAUUCCAAUUCCAAUUACAAAAUUCAAAUAUAGUUGAAUUAUUACCAUCAAUUUUACAUAAUCUAUUUUAUAAACAAACAAAAUUAGAUAAUUUUACCCGUUAUUUACAAUCAAAAUAUGAUUUUGAAUCGCAAUAUUUAUUAACCAAAUUAAAGGAUGUUAAUGAAUCAAGUUAUAAUCAAUUGAAUGAUAAUGAUAAUAAUAAUAAUACCUUAGUUAAAUUAGAUAAUGAUAAAACCCUUUUAUUGGGGUAUUUAUUUGGUAAUGUGUUUAUUGAUGCCAUGAAUAUUGUUAAUGAAGAUUCAUCAAUUGAAAUAAAAAUACUUAAACGUGGAAAUGAUAUAAAUUCUAAUGAUAUCGUUGAACAAUUCAUGAAAGAUCAACACUUUAAUCAUCCAUUAUUCUUUUAUGUGAAUCAAUUAUCAUCACCAAAUUCAACCAUAUCAAGUAAAUCACAAAAAUUAGCUCAAUCACUUAGAGAAGAGUUACUUGAAUUAGAAUAUAAACAAUACUUACAUGAUUUAGAGAUUGAUCGAUUUGGUAGUGAAGAAAUUGAACAAAAAAAUAUUAUGAGACAAUCUCAAAUCAAUCAAGAAUUGAAAUCAAUUUAUAGUAGUAAUACAAAUCAAAAUCAUAGUAAUAAUGAUCAAACUGAUGAUAAGCAUAUCAAUCAAUCUAAUAUGUUCAAUCCUGAUAAGAAUUAUGUUGAUUUGAAAAAUUGGUAUUGUGAUUGUCAACAGUAUCAACAAUGUUAUAAUAAUGACGGUCAAAUAAUUACUAGUACUAAAUUGAUUGCAAAAUUUAAUAGUUCAGAUCAAUCGAAUCCAAUCAUCAAUGUAUUAAGACAGAUUCCAUCCCAUCUAUUAGACCCCUUACCUAUGUGUAGUCAUCUCCUAUCUGUCUUAAUCUUGAUUACCAAUUACAACCAUCUCAAACAUAAAUCAUCUAUAAAUAAUUCAUCUACUUGUCUAUAGUGUAUAUAUAUAAUCUACUAUAGCUGAGUCAUAAAUUAUGUAAUCUUUAAUUUAUUUGUUCUUAAUUUUCCAUAAAGUUCUUUUUCUCUCUUUGCCUGAAAAUUUAAAUUCAAAACUUAAAUAAAAAAAAAUAAAAAGUUUACCAAAAAGUUAUCCAAUCCAACCAACGCCAAAACAGAUCAUUAACAGCAUUCUUCCUUGCCAUCAACCCUAAUCAUUCCAAGGGUGUUAUCUUAUAAGGCUGUCUCCAUUCAUCAUUCAUUUGUUCUGCAUCUUUUAAUUGUUCAUUUAUUUUUAUAUCUAUCAUAUUAGUCAUUUACAACCCACCUCCUUCUCACUCACCCCAAAAACCCUCACCACCCGCCUGUUGUAUUUCCUAUCUUAACCACAAGAUCCAAUCGACAAUCUAUCCUUCCCAG